Messenger RNA from Ahaetulla prasina, 3010 nucleotides. It is a transcript of the gene TXNDC9, whose product is annotated as thioredoxin domain containing 9. NCBI's taxonomy places the organism in Eukaryota, Metazoa, Chordata, Lepidosauria, Squamata, Colubridae. The coding region runs from base 730 to 1410 and encodes 226 amino acids. Gene Ontology annotation, cellular component: cytoplasm. The transcript is spliced from 5 exons. Gene Ontology annotation, biological process: microtubule cytoskeleton organization. The record is from RefSeq and is a predicted model, not a curated record.
CAGGAGCUUCCGGCUGCGGCGACCGCCUCUUCUGGACGGAGGAUGAACAACAGUCAAGCGCGUGAGCUGGGCCCGUAUUCAAGAUGAACCUGAACGCAGGACUGGGGCGCGUCCGACCCUUGAACGACCGGAGGGACCGAGAGCGCUGGCCGCCUCACGCCUCAGUAGCAGAAAGGCCCGGUUAAUGCGCCACCCUUCGCUGAGGGCCAUCCCGAGGUGGGAUUCAGGCGUUACCGAGAUGGGGGGCACCCGGGCAUUGGGUCUUGCAAGGUCUUGUGUGGCUUAUUACAAGCUAACGGUAUGUGCUGCCGGAAGCAUUGCUUUUUUUUAUGAAUCCGCCUCACUCAAGCGAGACUUUGAAUCAUAAGUCGUUAAUUAACGUGAACGUAAAGCCGCGAAACAGCCAUCCCGUUCACGUGUAUUCAGAAAAGGAUAUGCGCACGACGCAAGCGCAGUAAGGAUCGCCGCCUCUGACAGCUAACUGCUGCGUCAACAAUAAAACGUCUUCAGGACGCGUCGCUGAGGAUAGAGGCGCAUGCGCGGGACUCGCGGGUGACCAGGUUUACUUGCUGAGCCAAUUCGUGGGGCGUCGGGGCUCCUUUGGGAGGCCGGUUGGGCGACAGAAGCUCAGGGAGAGAUUUUUGUGGGUGUUCUACGCUGAGGAGCGUUCCUUUGUGGCCUUUUGAUUUCUAAUUAGUUUAAUGUGUUUGCUGCUAACUUGAAAAGAAAAUGGAUGCAAAUACUUCUGUUAACUUAUUUUCCAAAGCCCUGGAAACUCCGAUGCUUCAGACAGCUAAGAUGGUAGAAGAACAGCUUGAUGCUGAAAUACAAAAAUUGGACCAGAUGGAUGAAGAUGAACUGGAACUUCUCAAACGAAGAAGGCUUGAAGCACUCAAGAAAAAUCAGCAACAAAAACAGGAAUGGCUUUCAAAAGGACAUGGAGAAUACCGAGAAAUCCCCAGUGAGCGAGAUUUUUUUCAAGAAGUGAAAGGAAGCAAAAAUGUGGUCUGUCAUUUUUAUAGAGAUUCAACCUUCAGAUGCUUAAUAUUAGAUAAGCAUUUAACAAUACUUGCAAAAAAGCAUAUUGAGACUAAGUUUAUCAAGUUAAAUGUUGAAAAAUCACCAUUUCUUUGUGAGAGACUUCGCAUCAAGAUAAUUCCCACAUUAGCACUAUUAAAAGAUGGAAAAACUCAAGAUUAUGUGGUUGGAUUUACUGAUCUUGGCAACACAGAUGAAUUCACCACAGAGACCUUAGAAUGGAGAUUAGGUUGCGCAGAUAUCAUCCAGUACAGUGGCAACUUAAUGGAGCCGCCUUUCCAAAGCCAAAAGAAGUUUGGAACCUCUUUCACAAAAUUGGAUAAGAAAACAAUCCGAGGAAAGAAAUACGAUUCAGAUUCUGAUGAUGAUUAGAAUUCAUGAUACAAAUAUUUGUAAACCAUUUUUCUUUUAUGUUUGAUACAUUUUUAGGAAUGUUUUAUAUAGUUGUUUGCUUUUAGAACAUUUGCACAUGACACUCAUUUUCUAACAGUUUUAUAGAGCUCAUGAAAGGAAAUCUUAAAUAUUUCUUCCUCUGAGGAAAUAAUUUCUUAGUAAAGAAAUUUGAACCCUUUUAAACUGUGUAAUAUGAGAGAUGAACUUUCAACAGUUUCUUAAUUUAACAAUAACUCUUUUAAAUUGCAUCUUAAAAUUUAUACCAUUUACCAUUAAGGUAUUAAUGAGAGACUUCUGUCAAGAAUUGUUAUUUGAACUAUUCUUGAAGUAGUGCAUUAAUAAAAGUCAUUCUAAUAACACCAUGACUGUGAUUUUGCGUAUUCUAACUUCAUUAGAACAUAUUAUAAAAUUCCUGUAACUUAACUCUGCCAGCUAUGUACACUGCAUGUUAAAGCUGAAUUAGCAAUAAAUACUACAUGACAACUAUACCGAACUAAAAUUCUGAGGCUUGAAGAACAGCUUAUAUUUUUUAAAACAAACCACAGGAAAAAUUGAGAUGUUUAAACUGAUAUGAAUACAGUUUAACACAAUGUCUGCACUGUUGUUCUUCAGCAAUAUACACAUUUCCUGGUAUAACUUUUUGAAAUAUUAACAAUUCUGUAGAACUUUGACAGCCUGGUAGGUAAAAGAAUAUUUUCCUAUACAAUAUAUCACAUUUAAAUGUUUUUCACCUGCAAAUAGUUACAUUUUAUCUUGUUUUAGGAGAAAAAUUAAGUCUCACAGGAACUUAAAAGCACAGAUUAAAGCAAAUAUGGGAAUUUUCUCUUCUGUUGGCAACCAAUCAAAUAAUAAUCGCUGCUGGGCACAAGAUUACUGCAACUAUCUUCCCCAAGAGGAAGGAAAAUGGGAUUUAAAUUUCUUUAUAUAUUUUCUUCUAUGGAAGAUAAAGACAUUAUAUAGCUGAAGGGUAAAUGGAGAUAACAUACAUUCCACAAGUAAAAUCAUGCCACAGUUUUGGAAUCACAUUUAAGCUUUUGUUUGCUUUCUUCAAAUAUUGGAUGGAAACCAUGGACACACUACUUUCUUAAAUCACAAAAAGAAAAAAUGAGAGAAGUUAAUGAACAUAGUCACAGGACAGGGAUAUAAGGGAAUGGAGAGAAAUAACUGAAAUAUGGCUUUCAACUAGGAAGACCGGUUUGAGUGUGGGUCACCUGGAUAGGCAUAGCUUUUAGUCAGAGCAUCUGACUCUCAUUUUAUAAACUGUUGUUUCCCUAAUAGUUAACUGGCUUAAAAGGUUAAUAUUAAUCUUUAAUAAUUUUAGUUUUGUAGUGUUCAAUUACUUUACAUUAAAAUAAUACUCUGAAUGCUAUAAUCCUAAAAUGUUUUAUGUCUCUCUAGAGAUUACUUCAUUUUUCUCAAUUUUUUCUUUUUAUAGUUAUGACUGAGGCAUAUUACAACAAAAGACUAAAAGAGUCAUGGCUUGGAACAUUAAGAUGGUAGAUUAGAUAUAGGUAGUCCUUGAUUUACAACAGUUCAUUUAGUGCUUCGAAGUUACAGUGGUACUUAUGACCAUUUUGCA